AUGGAUUCGUCGAAAGCGAUCUUGUUCCCUGUGAUAUCCGAAAAUACGCUGAUGAAGAACAUCGAGGCCCUCGAAAGGAAUUCUCUGACGCAAGGGUGCAUAAGCAGACCGAUAGUGAGGGCUGCUGGAGUCCUCGGGAGGGACUGUUCCACCGAGAUCAUCGACGUGAACAAACUGUCCCAAAAGAGCACAUCGGUGAUACAAUAUGUCGAGGUUGCUGAAACGGAAGGUCGGCUGUAUUGCGUGGACGGUCUCGUGAGUACGUCUUGCUGGUUGAAAAUCGUCACGUUCGCCAAGGAUUGUCAAAGCUGCAACGUUCUUCUGAUGACCACCGAGAAAGGAGUGAUGCUGAAGACGAUAAGAAUCGUAACUCCAGGCGAACCGUUGCUGAUGUGGUUCACCGAGAAUAUUUUAGCUAUGCUGAACAUGCCGUUCCUCACACCGUCCAACAUUCAAGGUCAGAACCGUUACAUCUGCCACAUGUGCAACAACCUGUUCGAGUACCCAAAUCCUUUGAAGAUCCACCUAGCCCUAAAGUGCAAUCGACUGGACGCUAAUCAUCUUUGGUCCGUGCUGGCGAAAGAGUUCAGUUUGUCGCCGAGACCGAGCCUGUCUCUCAGCCUCUUCCCCCAAUCGACUUUCAGAUUCGAACUGACCAGAUCACCGCAAACUUCGCCCAACAGGAUAUCCCCGAUAAUAGUCGAGACCAUGGAUUCCAGUGCCUCCGUGACGAACAACGAUUCGCCAAAUUCCUCCAAUCAACCCUCGCCUAAUUCCUCCUCCACGCAAAUUUCGCCCAACUCCUCCACGCAAGUGUCUCCCGUGAGGAAAGACACGGGUUACAGGCAGUCCGCUUUCAAGCCGUACGCGAACCAAAGCAAUUUCUUCGCCAAUGUCUGCCCGCUGACGAGGGACGAGAACGUCGUGACGUCGUACAACGUUCAAACGACCGCUGCACCGCUCUCCACGGACGUACACGCCGCACACAUGGAAACGAUAGUCAGCAAUCUUGGGAAAUCGAAGCAAGGACACCUCUGUAUCUACUGUGGAAAAGUCUACUCGAGGAAAUAUGGGCUUAAGAUUCACAUCAGAACCCAUACUGGUUAUAAACCGCUCAAGUGCAAGUAUUGCCUACGACCGUUCGGAGAUCCUAGCAAUUUGAACAAGCACGUUCGAUUGCACGCCGACGGUGAAACGCCCUAUAGAUGCGAACUGUGCGGAAAAGUGUUGGUUAGAAGGAGAGACCUUGAGAGGCACGUGAGAUCGAGGCAUCAGGAGAACGUGGAACAGACUUCGGACACGUCGUCAGACGGAAUCGACGUUUAG
Messenger RNA from Habropoda laboriosa, 1326 nucleotides. It is a transcript of the gene Prdm13, whose product is annotated as protein snail-like. Gene Ontology annotation, cellular component: nucleus. NCBI's taxonomy places the organism in Eukaryota, Metazoa, Arthropoda, Insecta, Hymenoptera, Apidae. The transcript is spliced from 4 exons. The record is from RefSeq and is a predicted model, not a curated record. The coding region runs from base 1 to 1326 and encodes 441 amino acids.